Molecule: messenger RNA, 1809 nt
Organism: Vitrella brassicaformis
Lineage: Eukaryota; Vitrellaceae
Source: the annotation of a GenBank genome assembly
UGUCUGUCUGUCUGCCUUGGCACGCAGGAUGCCUGGAGGAAAAACCCCACUCGCCCACCGUCUCACUUGGAGGCGUGCGUCUGGCCCGCCGGCCAGCAGCAAUCCAUGCAUGCCUACAGACUGCCAGCGAGGCUCGGCUCUCAUUGGUUGAAUAUCAUACAUAGACGCGUGCAUGACAUGUCAUCGAACGCCACUGUGUUCCAUGCCAUCGAUUCCACUCAGCCAUCGACACCACCACGUACUUGUGUGUUUCCCUCCCUGUCCGUCUGGCUCUGGCUAUGGCGGCUGGAGGUAUCUGAAAGAGGACGAAUUAGCAUCCCGCGAGUCGGGUGAUGAGGUGCAGGGUCGACUCUUUCUGAAUGCUGUAAUCAGACAACAUACGGCCGUCCUCCAGCUGCCUGCAACACACACACACCAGUGGGUGGGGGCCGCACACAGAGUGUGGUGAAUGGACGGACACGUGUGUGUGCAGUUGUAAGGUUGUCUGCCUGGGUCGGUCGUCACUUACUGACCGGCCUGCGAAGAUGAGUCGCUGCUGGUCGACGGGUAUCCCUUCACCCCGCUGGAUGGCCUGCUUGAACGUCUCAAUGGUGGCCUCUGCACACGCCUCCACGGUGAUGGUCUUGCCUGCACACGACAACCAUCCAUCCAUCCAUCCAUGGCGGACAGACUUUUGUCAGUCAGUGGCAUUCAGUGGUUGACCGGUGAGUGUCUUGACGAACAGGACCAUGUAUGACUUGGCACGGUCCUUCAGGCUGCACACAUCCACACACAACAGCCCCGCUCCUUAUUGUUCGUAUCCCUCUAUGCCUCUCUCUCUGUCUGUCUGUCUGUCUGUCUGCUGCGUACUGUUGCUCUUGAGGGAGUAGUACGUCGGUGGAGAUGCGGCUGCUCUCGGGGGCCGGCUCCCAACCAGGCAAAGGCAGCUGCGACGGCUCCGGACUGACAACACCCAACCGAACACAGACAGACACGUGGUGAGUGCUCUUCGGUCGUCUGUUUUGUCCGUGUCCCCGUGCUCACCCGCCGUCGUAGUCAUAUCCAAAUGUCUGGAGGAAGUUGCCCAGUGCAUCGCGGCGUCUGCUCUCCUUGACGUCAUGGCUAUCGUACUCGCCCAUCGGAUCACUGCACACAUACACACAUGCAUACAUAGUGAUUGACUGCACGGGAUGGAGGGAUGGCAUGUAGGACUGUGGUAUGACGGGUUCGAUGCCGACGAUGCGCGAGAGCGACAUGUACAGCACCGGAUCGACCAGCACAGAGUGCCACACGAGAUCAAUGUGAGGAGGCACCGACAAACGGCACUGACGGUCAUUCUCCUCGCCCUUCUGUUCGCAAUCAACACACACCCAACAGCAGUCAGAAAGCAGCACACAGCGGCGAUCAAAUGAAAUGCCCCACAUUGCUAAACGUACGAGCAUCAUGAACAGCAAAAAGUCCCGGACAGCCACGGGCGCCUGGGCGGCGUCAAAGAGGCCCUCCUGUGUGAGGCGGUAGAUGACCUCGGACCACUUGAGUGUCUGGAUUUCAUCCCACAAACACACCAGGUGCUGUAGGUAACACAGGCACACCACACACGACGCCAAAGAAACGGCUCUUGCUGCACAGCUGUCACCCGCCACUUUGUUCUUCCUGAGUUACCUCUGGCAGGUCGUGUUCGAGGGCAGCCACACGCUGAGGCCUCCCAGCCAUCUCAAUCACGCCCCAGAGAGUUCCAAAAGCUUCCUCCAGACUGCGAGCUGCAGAGCGGAGCCGGAGGGAUUCGGUCGAACUCAUUGCAUCGUUGGAAUGAAUCAUGUGGAAGUACAU